Molecule: messenger RNA, 2664 nt
Organism: Xylaria bambusicola
Lineage: Eukaryota; Fungi; Ascomycota; Sordariomycetes; Xylariales; Xylariaceae
Product: fungal-specific transcription factor domain-containing protein
Exons: 4
Coding region: 93-2474 (793 amino acids)
Biological process (GO): DNA-templated transcription; positive regulation of transcription from RNA polymerase II promoter by galactose
Cellular component (GO): nucleus
Molecular function (GO): DNA-binding transcription factor activity, RNA polymerase II-specific; RNA polymerase II cis-regulatory region sequence-specific DNA binding; zinc ion binding
Source: RefSeq, a predicted model, not a curated record
GUUGUAUCAGCCAUUGGUAAGCUGUGUAGGUAUACCUAGCUAAGAACAUCCAUCAAUCUAAGGCGCCUCGAGAAGGCGAGCUCGAGAGUCGCAUGAUGAAGCAGACAAUGUACCCUGCCUUGAGGGCCCCCGAUGCACGCCCGCCCAAGGCCCGCCUGAACGGCGACCGUGCUGAAAAGGUAGAGUCGUCCAGCCUGCCAUCGUUCGAGGCCCCCCUGCGGCCCAAGCGACAGCAAGUCGCUCGAGCCUGCGAUUCAUGCCGCAUGCAUCGCAUCAAAUGUGACAAUAAUGUGCCGUGCAAAAACUGCGUGAGCAGAGGAGAAAACUGUAUCAAUAAGAGCCCCGGGGAAAGGCGCACCCUGCCUCAGGCUUACCGGGAAAUCGACAGACUGAAGCAAAAGGUGAAGGAGCUAGAGAAAGAGCUAGAGAGACAACAUAGUGAAUCUUCGCUCGUCUCCACGCCCGCCCGGCCGCAGCCAUUUGCCCUGACGCCUCCUGGUUCCGACUCAGCCCCGACACCAGAUAGUACAGGCCUAUCACACAAUGUCGUCGGCAGGAACCAAACAGUUUGGGGCGGUGUUAUGACUAGCACUGGCCAGUCGCCACAAAAGACGUGGUACGGGCCAUCGUCUCUUUUCUACUUCGUCUCCCGCAUGAACGCCUAUCUGUCCGCCAUCUUCAAGCAACUACAUCCAGAUGACCUGAUUCAACUGAAGACAGUCGCAAAGACUUUCGCGACUCCCGACUGUAACCCGACCGAGGAUGACGAUAAACCAGAUGCCAAAGAUGUAAACCAAACUAUCUCCAAUACAGCCUAUCUGACGCCCACUCAGGAAGAAUAUUUCUUGAAUCUGUUCUGGCAAUCGUAUCAUCCCACCUUGGUCAUCCUGGACGAGGCCGAGUUCAAGAGGCAUUACCGAUCUCUUGCAACAAAACCAGGACAGCCGCGCAAACCUUCAGCUCUUGUUGACAUUGUUAUUGCGGUGAGCAUGCAAGUUGGAAUGGCCGUGGCCGAACGGAAUAGUCCGAGAGUACUAUCAGCAACGGAAGUAGGCAGUGACGAUCCUAGUAUAGCUGGAAGGAUAUACUAUCGUCGGUGUCAACGCCUUUUGUAUAAUGAACAGGAGGCGCCAACACUGAUGACGGUACAAUGCCAUAUCCUUUCCGCAGUUUACACCUGCUGCGCUGCCUUCCAGAACAUGUCCCACAUAGCCCUUUCGCUCGCGGUCCGGUCAGCUCAGAUGCUGGGAUUGCAUAACAAGCCACCUAAUGACUUACCAAUCUCUACUCAGGAGUUACACAGGCGGGUUUGGUGGACUUUGUAUACUUUCGAGAGCAAGGCUUCCAUGAAGUUUGGACGUCCAUUCUACACGAAUGCAGAUUCAACGUCGUGUGAUCUGCCAGCUCAUGAUCACCGGGUGGCAAGUCUCGCAGGCUCGGACUUUGCACUCCUCGAUGAAAAUAACACGUGGCUCACAUACACUUUCUAUAAUGUCGAGCUCCUACUAGCUGCGCGCAAAGUUCACACUGCCUUCUAUGAAAAAUACUCGGAUUUCUAUAGUGGCAACAUGGGGCAAGUUAUUUACGAUGACCCACCUGCACUAGAGCGAUACGCCGAGUAUCUCACUACUGUGAUGAAACCUCUCGAUGAUUGGGGCAAGUCGGUGCCCAAUUCACUCAAGACAAAGCGCGAAGGUGACGGCCGGUAUCUCUCUACUGACCGGUCGCCUAUUGUCAUGGAGCAGUUUGUACCCCCCUGGUUACAACGGCAGCGCCUACUUCUUGAAUCACUUUAUCAUGUCUUGAAAUUGAACCUUUACAGACCGUUCAUCUGCUUCCCUUCCACGGCCACGGAAUCCUCGUCACUGGGGAAAAUGUGCCUAUCUCACGCUGCCUCUGCAGCGGAGCACAGCAUCGCACUAACUCGUAUCUUCCAUCAUGUCGUGACAAACACCGAUCUUCUUGUUGGCUGGCACGAAGCCUUCCAGUGGCAGUGGAACGCUGCUCUCACGCUUGCUGGGUACCUAUUUGCAUGCCCAACGAGCGAAAUUGCGCCGACAGUUCGCGAGUCAAUUGAUUUAUCUAUAGUGGUGUUUGAAGAUUUUGGGCGCAGCUUUGGCACCUCUCUAGGUGCAGCUACAGUGAUGCGUGAUUUAGCAAUCAAAAUCGAUUUUCUUGCUGAGAUCCUACGCGGAAGCAAUUCAACCGCGACACUUCCAACCGAGCCGGCGGCGCAAAGCGCACAAGAACCCGCCACCGAUCGUUACUCAACCACGACUGAUGUUAUGCCGUCGACGAACAAUAUCCCAUUUUCUCAAGAUUUAUUCUCUGGUUCGAUGAACAUGGCGUUUUCUGUUGACAACUCGGGUGAUUUGGAUAUGUUAUGGCCCCCGAUCGAAAACACGGCUGAUCAAUGGUGGAUUCAUACUGAGCCACCUGGCUCUAACGGAUUUGGGUACGGAUUUCCGGGAUGAUUUGGUGGUAUUUAUAUUGAAAUGAAGAUAUCCAGCUACUUUUGAACAAAAUACCUCAUUCCCGUAGACAUAGCGUAGUGACGUGAAACUCCGAUCCAACUCCGACGAUGCAUAUCCAAAGAGUCGAGAACAUCCUUGAUUUGGCGGGUUUGUCUUGCGUUAGCGUUACUUGUCAAUGCACCAUUCGAAG